Molecule: messenger RNA, 408 nt
Organism: Acanthoscelides obtectus
Lineage: Eukaryota; Metazoa; Arthropoda; Insecta; Coleoptera; Chrysomelidae
Source: the annotation of a GenBank genome assembly
CAGACAUGUGACAGACUUCAAUUAUUUGUGUCCUGUCCUGUAAACGUUCUUAAUUUCCAAAUUUUUCAAAUACAGCAUACACCAAUACAAAUAAUGUUAAAAGUAGAAAUAAUUGCGGUCAGUUCGUCUUUCGUCGUAUUUCUCUCUUAACAAGGAAUUUUUCGGUAGAAGUGCUAAGUGUUAUAAUAAAGUGAAGAUUUGAAAUAUUGUUGAAAAAUGCCGACGGUAAUCCUACUGGAUGUAUCCUUGUCUAUGACAAAACCUGUAGCCCUUAGCGAAGGGGGUGAAACAGCCAGGAAGCACUUAGCGGAACUUGGUAUAAAUGCCUUUUUAGACCAUCUGAGCAUUCAUUCAAAACUCGAGUUCAUUGCUUUGGUCUUCAAUUCGGAAAAGAUGCAUGAAAGCUGA